This is a messenger RNA of Coregonus clupeaformis (lake whitefish), 1365 nucleotides long. It is a transcript of the gene cep41, whose product is annotated as centrosomal protein 41. The record is from RefSeq and is a predicted model, not a curated record. The transcript has 11 exons. Gene Ontology annotation, biological process: cilium assembly; protein polyglutamylation. Bases 163 to 1257 code for a protein of 364 amino acids. Gene Ontology annotation, cellular component: ciliary basal body. Lineage: Eukaryota; Metazoa; Chordata; Actinopteri; Salmoniformes; Salmonidae.
GUAUUCUGCUGCUAAGCAACUACAUCAAACUAUGGAACGGUAGAAACCUACAUGGUUAAAACAGCGUCAUUGAUUGGGUAAUGAUCGCUCUCGGCUCAAUCAGCGCCAAGUUUGUUAAACUUGGAACUUUGUGUUUGGUUAUUCUGUAUUCCGUUUGAAAAUAUGUCGACCAAGAGCAGCAUCGGCAACACGGAGUACAUGAAAAGGAGAAUACCUCAGAACCCCAAAUAUCAACAUGUGAGGACAAGGCUGGACACAGGAUGCAGCCUGACGAAGUAUGUGGAGAGGCUUGAGGAGAUAAAGAAAAAUUACAGGUACAGAAAGGAUGAACUCUUCAAAAGGCUUAAAGUUACAACAUUUGCACAGUUGGUAAUUCAGGUAGCAUCAGUUUCGGACCUAAACGAAAGUAUGAGUGAUGGCGAAACACCAAGGCUGGAAGCCGACAUGGAGCGUCUGUCUGAGCAGACCAACAGUUCCCCCCUGCCCACGCCCGCUCAGUUCAUCGACAACAACAAUGACGCGGGGGACGCUGGCUACUCCCCCAGGUCCACGCUUCAAAGUGUAAUAAGCGGAGUGGGAGAGCUGGACCUGGAUAAGAACGGUCAGAAGACAGUGACUCUGACAACUGUGUCCAGCCCUCGGCUUCCAGACGGACCCUACCCAGACUGCCCCUACCUGCUGCUGGACGUCAGGGACAGAGAGCAGUACGACCAGUGUCACAUCAUCAGCGCAUACAGUUACCCCAUCGCAACCCUCUCAAGAACAAUGAAUCCCUACACCAAGGAGGUGCUGGAUUAUAAAAACGUUUUGGGUAAGAUCAUAAUCGUAUAUGAUGAGGAUGAGAGGGUGGCUGCCCAGGCAGCCACCGCCAUGUGUGAGCGGGGCUUCGAGAACCUCUUCAUGCUAUCUGGAGGCCUGAAGGUGAUUGCUCAGAAGUUUCCAGAGGGGAUGACAACAGGCACCAUCCCGGUGUCGUGCCUCCCGUCUCCCACGGCGACAGCAGGCAGGAAGCGCUACACCCACAGACAGGUGUUCAUGCCAGCCGACAGGAAGUGGAGGUUCACCUCAGACGACAUGGCCAACAUCCAGGCACACUUGGAGGAGAUGCUCGUUCCCUCGGACACCAACAGCCGUCUCAGCAGCCGCAUGUCCACCAGCAGUGCCCAGUCCAAAGCGUCCAGCGCUCGCAGUGUACGCACAUCCUCUCUGGCCGGCUCUGAAACCGCCAGAUCCCAGAGCAGCCGACCGUGGAAAUAACCCUCAGCCUUAACCCAAAUAAAGUCUACUUAUUUCACUACCACCACCCAUGUGCCCUUCUGUAAAAGGGGCACCCACCAAACCCCCAACUAUGCCCCCCCCCCCCCC